UGAACAGGAAAACAUAUCUGAUACUAAACAGGAAAGCGGCAAUAAGAAUACGUAAAAACAAAUACGAGAAUAACAAAAAUUAAGACGGCACGCAGUCAAAACAUGGCAGUCAAAACAAAAGUCAUGCAUGUUAGUUGCUACAUUCUUGUGCUUGUGUUGCUAUCAAAUCUCGAUGCCACAUCGGCCGAAGCCUUCGACACACAUCUGCGUGGUCCCGGCUUUGUGAUGGAGCCACCCGGACGUGUUGAAUUCUCCAAUUCGUCUGGCGGUUGGCUUGAUUGUUCGGCAUCGGGUAGCCCGCAGCCAACCAUCGAUUGGGUACAUGCGGAUGGCACAGCAGUCUCAGAGAUCCACGGGGUGCGACGUGUACUGCGCAAUGGCACGUUGGUGCUCUUGCCAUUUCCGGCGGCGGCUUAUCACCAGGACGUGCACAAUACGAUUUAUCGCUGCAUCGCUAGUAACAGUGUGGGGCGCAUUGUGUCGCGCGAUGUGCAAGUGCGUGCCGUGGUUGCGCAAGCAUACAAAGUGGAUGUCGAGGUGCUCUCUGCCGCCCGAGGUUGUACUGCCAUAUUGCGCUGCGUCGUCCCGACGUUCGUAAAGGAAUUGGUGAGAGUGGUCUCAUGGGUUCAUGAACCUGCUAUCUACAUCUAUCCAUCGCUGCAAGGAGAUGGUAAAUUCCACUUACUGCCCACCGGUGAAUUACUUAUUCACAAUCUACAGGAGAGCGAUGAAUCACAAUCGUUUCGCUGCCGUAGUAUGCACCGUUUAACGCGCCGAGUGGUUGUCAGCUCGCCUACUCGUCUCAGGAUUAACUCUCAUCGUGGCAUCAUUUCCCCAAGCGUCGUCGAGCACACCUCUCAUGUACAAGUUUCACAAGAUGAAGGCGCUGUUCUGUUGUGCGUAGCUCAAGGUUGCCCAUCACCGGAGUACAGCUGGUAUACACACAACGGUCCUGGUCCAUUACCCGUGCUCAGUGGCCCACGCGUGCGUCUACUUGGUCCGAUAUUGGCCAUCGAAGCGGUAACGAGUGAAGAUUCUGGUGUAUACAAAUGUACGGCUAGCAAUGUGGGCGGAGAAGCGAGCGCUGAAUUACGUCUCACAGUGGCCGCGCCUAUACAAGUAGAGAUCUCACCAAAUACGCUGAGUGUACACAUGGGCGGCAAUGCGGAAUUUCGUUGCAUUGUUACGAGCAAUGGGAGUCCGGUGGGUAUGCAGAAUAUUCUUUGGUACAAAGAUGGACGACAAUUGCCAUCAUCAGGUCGCAUAGAGGAUACAUUGAUGGUGACACGAGUGAGUCGUGAAAAUCGUGGCAUGUAUCAAUGUGUGGUGCGGCGACCUGAGGGCGACACCUUUCAGGCGACAGCGGAAUUGCAGUUGGGAGAUGCACCACCAGUGCUGCUGUACAGCUUCAUCGAACAAACACUGCAACCGGGACCGGCAGUGAGCUUGAAAUGCUCAGCAGCCGGAAAUCCAACACCGCAAAUUUCAUGGACAUUGGACGGAUUUCCACUUCCAUCAAACGGAAGAUUUAUGAUUGGGCAAUACAUCACAGUCCAUGGCGAUGUAAUUAGUCACGUCAACAUUAGCCACGUCAUGGUUGAGGAUGGUGGCGAAUAUUCGUGCAUUGCAGAGAAUCGUGCGGGAAAGGUGCAACAUGCGGCGCGCUUAAAUAUUUAUGGUCUUCCCUACAUACGCCUAAUACCGAAAGUCACGGCCGUGUCGGGCGAAACACUAGUCUUAAAAUGUCCCGUCGCUGGCUAUCCUAUCGAGGAAAUACACUGGGAGCGUAGCGGUCGCGAACUGCCUGAUGAUAUCCGACAACGCGUUCAACCGGAUGGCUCCUUGACCAUUAAUCCAGUACAGAAGAACACAGACUCGGGCGUGUACACUUGUUGGGCGCGCAACAAGCAGGGGCAUAGUGCGCGUCGUAGUGGCGAAGUCACUGUUAUAGUCCCACCCAUAAUAGAACCGUUCGUGUUUCAAGAUGGUCUUGCCGAGGGUAUGCGCACGCGCACAGUUUGUGGUGUAUCGCGUGGUGAUGCACCGCUCAAAUUGAUCUGGCUUAAGGAUGGCGAGCCGUUGCCUGAAUUGUUGGGCGCCAAUGUCACAAUGCUCGAUCAAUAUUCGUCGUUGUUGAGUAUACCCUCUUUGUCGGCUUCGCACACUGGCGAAUAUACGUGCGUGGCAAAGAAUCCGGCUGCAGAAAUUAAAUACACUGCCGUAUUGCAGGUCAAAGUACCACCACGUUGGAUUGUCGAGCCGACCGAUGCAAAUGUGGAACGCAACCGCCAUAUUAUGUUGCAUUGUCAGGCGCAGGGAGUGCCAACGCCCAGCAUUGUUUGGAAGAAGGCUACAGGCAGCAAAUCCGGUGAAUAUGAGGAAGUGCGUGAACGACCAUUUACCAAACUGCUGACCAACGGCUCGCUGCUACUGCAACAUGUUAAAGAGGAUCGAGAAGGUUUUUAUCUAUGCCAAGCGAAUAAUGGCAUCGGUACUGGCAUGGGGAAAGUUAUACAGCUUAAAGUGAAUUCUUCGCCUUACUUUUCAUCCACUUCACGCUCGGUAACGGUGAAGAAAGGUGAUACAGCAAUUUUGCAAUGCUCAGUCAGCGGUGACAAGCCGAUAAAUAUCGUUUGGAUGCGUUCGGGCAAAAAUACGCUGAAUCCAUCAACAAAUUACAAAAUUUCGGUGAAGCAGGAAGCUACGCCUGAUGGUGUUUCUGCUGAACUGCAAAUCCACAUGGUGGAUGCCAGCGAUAGUGGGCCAUAUUUUUGUCGUGCCAGCAAUCUCUAUGGCAAUGAUCAGCAAUUGGUGCAGCUGCAGGUACAGGAACCACCUCAACCACCAACCGUUUUGGAGGCUGCUAUGAUUUCCAGCCGUUCAGUGAAUUUGAAAUGGCAACCGAAAACAAUGAACACGGCGGAUAUCUCGAAAUAUAUUGUUGAAUUUAAGGAAAUGGACUCGCUCUUUAUCGAGCAGUGGCAACAUGUUGAAGCCAAGGAUCCGCCCUCAUUCACUGCGUUAGUCGAAAAUCUGAAGCCAGCAACACGUUAUUCCUUUCGCGUGAUAGCCGAGGGCACUGCUGGCCGCAGUGCACCCAGUCAAGAGUUAGUGGUGCGCACCGAACCGCAGCGCCCAGCCGGACCACCGCUCAAUCUCUCAGUACGUCCAUUGUCUUCCACUGAGUUGCUCGUCAGUUGGUUGGCGCCGCUUGCUGAGCUACGUCAUGGCGAUAUACAAGGCUACAAUGUUGGUUACAAAUUGGCCAGUUCGGGCAACUCUGCAUACAAUUUUACCUCAGUAUCUGGCGAUGGCGAUGGUGGCACUGGCGAACUCUUGUUAAGUGGUCUACAAAAAUUUGCACGUUACAAUGUGGUCGUGCAAGCCUUCAAUCAGGUGGGACCGGGACCCCUCUCCGAACCAGUAUCGGCGCAAACAAUGGAGGAUGUACCAAGCCGACCGCCAGAGGAUAUUCGCUGCGCUGCGCUGACCUCACAGUCUCUGCAAGUUUCCUGGCAACCGCCACCGAUAUACCACACCAACGGUCUACUACAGGGUUACAAACUAAUUUUCGAACCCAUUCUUGAUGACUUUUCGCUUAAUAAAGACGAGGUUGAAUCACGGAAGACAACCGCAUUAACCACAGUGCUGACAGGAUUACGCAAGUACACUAACUACAGCAUUCAAGUACUAGCACACACACGUAUGGGUGACGGCGCGCUGUCCAACCCCCUUUACUGUCAUACCGAGGAGGAUGCGCCCGAAGCACCGGCAGACAUGAAAGUAGUCGUUAGCUCACCACAAUCUUUAUAUGUUUCGUGGCUGCCACCUACAGAACCAAAUGGGGUCAUUACAAAAUACAACCUUUACACGCGCGUUGUAAAUGGUCGAGAGGAGUUGAACAAUGAGAAGCGUAGUCUGCCAUCACAGCAGGCGCAUUAUGAGGCGAAAAAUUUGCACCCACACAUGGAAUAUCAAUAUUGGGUGACGGCUUCUACGCGUGUUGGUGAAGGCAAAAGCUCGCGUGUUGCAUCUCAAAUUACAACAAAUCGUGUGCCUGCACGCAUUGUUUCCUUCGGCGGUCCUAUUGUGCGUCCAUGGCGUUCAACCGUUACGUUGCCAUGCACGGCGGUUGGUAAGCCGAAACGUGAAUGGUAUAAGGCAGACUUGCCGCUGCGACAAGGUGGUCUGCACAACUCACAGUUACUUGAUUCAGGUGACUUGAUUAUAUCAAGUUUGCUGAUUUCGGAUAGCGGUAACUACAGCUGCCAGGUGGACAACGGCAUUGGCACAGAUCGUCUCACGCACGUAUUGCUAGUGCAAGUGCCACCAUCGGCGCCGGUUUUGUAUGUGACUAGUGCAACAUCGAGCAGUAUUCUAAUGCACUGGAAGUGCGGAUUCACUGGCAAUGCACCCAUCACAGGCUAUACGCUCUUCUAUCGUCGUGCUAACAGUAAUAUGGAUGAGAUGCUUUUAUCACGUCACGCAUCUAGUCACGAACUGAAGGGUUUGGUGUGUGGUAGCACUUAUCAAAUCCAUUUGACGGCUCACAAUAAGGUGGGAACUUCUCCGGCCAGCAUCACUCUGCAUGUGCGCACGCAAGGCCAGUCUCCCGGAAUGCCAUCAACUACCAGCCUGAUUGCGCCCAACUCUACCUCGGUAUUGGUGCGAUUGCAUACAUGGCCGGACAAUGGUUGCCCUUUGCUUUACUUCGUGCUACAAUAUAGGCCGGUGACAGAUGAAGUAGAGCGCGAUUGGAUACUGGUAUCGAACGCCUUAAAACCGCAACGUCGUUUCACUAUUUCCGGCCUACAGCCAUCAACUCUGUACCAGCUGCGCAUGGAGGCGCAUAAUGUGGCCGGUGUUUCUCAGGCCGAAUUCACAUUUGUCACGCUCACCAAGGAUGGAGAGCAGCCACCGCCGGAUAUUGUGCAGCGCGGUCAACGUGGCGCCAAUGUUUUCUAUGGAAACGUGAAUCUAUUGAUACCGAGCAUUGCCACGUUGUCAGGCAUGAUUUGCACAAUUGCGCUAGUAGUCAUGUGCUAUCGCCAUAAACAAGGAAAUCGUAUACAAAAGGAAUCGCUGGAGAAUCGUCAGAACUCGGAGGCAGCACAACGGGAACGGUAUUAUGCGACCAUUCACAAAGUGUCGAUGCAGAAUAAUGACAAAAUUCCUGAGACAUCCGAGGAUAUUUCACCGUAUGCCACAUUUCAAUUAUCCGAGACGGGAAACAUGUCACAGCCACAUCAUGCCGGCCCAGCUAAUACGCUUUUGCAUUCCUUCAUGUAUCACGAGCGUGCAUUGACCGAGGGUUGCUCUUCACCACCACCCGCAGCGGUAUUAAAACCAACCCAACACCACAACCACCACCAUCACCUCAACUAUCAUUACAACCACAAUCAACGUCCAACAAAGACAAACUAUAAUCAUUAUCAGACCUCGCCAUUUCACAAUAUCUCUUCCAAGAAUCGCCGCCGCCAUUCGCGUAAAACCGAACCAGAGAGUGAAGAAUCCGAAUCAGAUCAGGAUCAAUUGACAUCAAGCCGCACGGAGUCAUCCAAUCAACAUGAGGGGAAAAUUAAACAUAGUAUCAUCUACCAUGGAGCACAAUCAAGCACAUCCUCAGAUCUCUCACCAAUGUCCGAGCAAAAAUCAUUGCCACGCCGCGGUCGCUCAAGGUACCAUCAUCAACAAUAUCAGUUUUCCACAAAUACAACACCGCGCCAUCAUAACAGUAGCAAAAAUAACAACAUGAACACCACAUCUGCAAAUAACUCGACAAAGAUACUAUCACCACGCGGUGUUUGUGGUAGUGCUGGUGGUGGUGGUGGUAUUGGCAGUAUAGGUGGUAGUGGUAGUGGUGGUGGUGGUGGUAAUCUAAAAUCAAUUUCAAGCACAUUCAAAUCACAAGACUCCAUACAAUGCCAUAUACCCACGCUGGUGAAGUCACCAUCUGUAACACAACAACAACAUCAGCAACAACUACAAAAACAUCAUCAACUACAAAAAACCAAUGUCACCACCAAUGCAACCACAAAUAGUUUAAAUAGUACUAACAGUAGUAGUUGUAGUAGUAGCAUCACCACCUCCAAUAAAAACAAACUAUCACAGCAACAACCCAUAUUGAUAACCCCAAAAAUAGCACAUCAUCCACAACAUCACAAUUUGAUCAGCGCUUCACACCCCACACAUCAACUUAAUCAACCUGAUUCAACCACAGACCUUCUAGACAGUAGUUGUAACAAUCCCAUUGCAUCAGUAGGUCCCGUUACUUGCAUGCCAUCAUCACAAUUCCGACCCAUACCCCAUAAAACGGUACCCGCUUCGGUGGCAAAUGCCAAUGUGAGCGGCGAAAGUGGUGGUACCAUACUUAAUCCAUCCACCGCACCCUUGUCGUCGAAAUUCUUUUCAGCCACAACACUACCUAAAUAGGAUACGGCCAACGGGGGUAGUCUGGAUCUCGACGGGGGGAGCCUUAUGAGCAGUCUGGGCUAUGAUAGUGAAAUAUCGUGCACCUAUAUGGACCCUAUAGAUCAAACAUGAGAUUAGUGGAUGGAGGGAUUGGAGGGAGGUGAACUAAAAGUGGAAUUGUAUUAAAC
This is a messenger RNA of Anastrepha obliqua, 6599 nucleotides long. RefSeq names its product cell adhesion molecule Dscam2-like. The record is from RefSeq and is a predicted model, not a curated record. Gene Ontology annotation, molecular function: protein binding. NCBI's taxonomy places the organism in Eukaryota, Metazoa, Arthropoda, Insecta, Diptera, Tephritidae. Gene Ontology annotation, biological process: cell-cell adhesion; axon guidance. Gene Ontology annotation, cellular component: axon; plasma membrane. The transcript is spliced from 21 exons. Bases 103 to 6432 code for a protein of 2109 amino acids.